AUGACGGGGCUUCCGAGGGACGUCACAAGAUGGCUGCAGAGUCUCGAGUUGACUGUACAGUCAUUGAACGUCCGCAGAGACUUUUCCACUGGCUACCAUGUGGCCGAGAUGUUUUGUCGUUAUUAUCCCAGGGAUUUUCAAAUGCACGCCUACAGCAGGGGAGCGUCCUUCUCUGCCAAACAGGACAACUGGAACAAGAUACUUCGGACAGUGCAGAAGUUGCAUCUGCAAUUGACAGAGAAGCUGGUCUACGGAACCAUCCACUGUAAACCAGGAGCGGCCGAGAUGCUGGUGCAGCAGGUGUAUACUAUCCUGACCAAGCACAGGCCUCGAACAGCUCAAAACCCAGAAUUGGACUUCUCUGAUCAGAAGUACCAGCAGCUCCUCCCCCCUGCUGCUCGCUCCACAGCCAGCACGGCUGUGAAGAGCAACCUGAGGAAGACUGAGGUCAUGGCUGUGUCAGACCUCAUCGCCAACGGGAGGAGAGCUGAGGCCAUUAUCUGCAAGCACCUGCAGGACAAGGAAUUGACUGACCGAGUGUUGUGCCUCCAGCCACCACUGAGUGUUGCUAAUCUCUCGUAUAAGACCAUCAAAGUGAACCAGCCUGCCAGAAGACUCCCGCCAAGCUGUUAA
Nerophis lumbriciformis (worm pipefish) is the source of this 633-nucleotide messenger RNA. The record is from RefSeq and is a predicted model, not a curated record. NCBI's taxonomy places the organism in Eukaryota, Metazoa, Chordata, Actinopteri, Syngnathiformes, Syngnathidae.